AUGCAGUGGACUACAAAAACUUUUUUAACAAAAACAAAACGCGGCAAUGUUUUGAAAAUUGUAAGGGAGCACUAUUUACGUGAUGAUUUGCUAUGUGGAUCUGCUGUGUGUAACAUUUGUCCUCAUAAAGAUGAUGAGAUUGUAUUAGACAAUAAACCAGAAUCCAUUUGCAAAUUAUUUGAUUUUGAACAUUACCUUGUUCUUGACACCAACGUAGUUCUUCAUCAGAUAGAUGUUCUAGAAGAAAAUGCUCUGAAAAACAUUAUAAUAUUACAAACAGUUCUAGAGGAAGUAAAGCAUCAGAACACUGCUAUCUUUCAAAGACUGUUGGAGAUUGUGGGAAAUAAAAAUAGGAAGUUUUAUUCCUUUGUCAAUGAACAUCAUAAAGAUACUUAUGUAGAGAGAAAUCCCCAUGAAAAACAAAAUGAUCGUAAUGAUCGUGCAAUCAGAAGAGCAGCAUCCUGGUAUGCAUCUCACUUGCUGUUAUCAAAGAGUGAUUUUGAUGGCAAAAUACCUCAAAUUAUUUUACUCACUGACGAUGAAAAUAACAGAAAGAUUGCUCAAAAAGAAGGAAUUGUUUGUUGUACAGUCAAAGAAUAUGUUGAAAACAUCACUGGUUUUGCUGGUUUAGUUGAUAAAUUAUCUAAGAAUGUUAUACCAGAAACCUGUUCUAAAGAUGCACUAUAUCCUGCUCAUUUAACACCAAGUCAGAUCCAUUCUGGUAUAAGGGGCGGCAAGUUAUAUCAGGGAACAUUUCAUGCAUCCAGGGAUAAUUUUCUAGAGGGUACAGCAGUUGUCAGUUCUUUUGACAAGCCUAUUCUACUACAAGGCCACAGUGGUAUUAACAGAGCUAUAGACGGCGAUAUUGUUGCUAUUGAAAUUUUACCCAAAGAAGAAUGGAGAAAGCCAAGUGACAUUGUACUGGAAGAUAAAGCAGAUGAUCCGGGCGACACACUCGAAGAAGAAGCUCUUCUUAAUACUAAGGUGGACAGCGAAGAUGAAAUAACACCAACCGGAAAAGUUGUUGGCAUUAUAAGAAGAAAAUGGCGACAGUAUUGUGGUAUUCUUUUGCCAAGUAAAUUUCCAGGAGCUACAAGACAUUUAUUCACCCCAGCAGAAAAAAGAAUUCCCAGAGUUAGAAUAGAGACGCGUCAGAGUGAUAUACUCAUUUCUCAAAGGAUUCUUGUUGCAUUGGAUUCUUGGCCAAGGAACAGUAGAUAUCCAUUAGGACAUUUCGUAAGAUCACUCGGUCCCAUAGGUGACAAAGAUGCUGAGAACGAAGUAAUUUUACUGGAACAUGAUGUACCACAUGCAAGAUUUAGUGAGGCAGUACUGGCUUGUCUGCCUCCAGAUGAUUUUAAAAUACCUGAAGAGGAGAUAAAGAAACGCGUGGAUUUGCGUUCAAUAUGUAUAUGUUCAGUGGAUCCUCCCGGCUGUACCGAUAUCGAUGAUGCUCUGCACGCGCGGCCGCUACCAGGAUUGUCUCCGGACGGCCUCAAGACUUAUGAAGUUGGAGUUCAUAUAGCAGAUGUAACUUACUUUGUGAGACCAAACACUGCUUUAGAUAAAGAGGCAGCGGCAAGGUCUACUACAGUUUAUUUAGUAGAUCGGAGAAUUGAUAUGGUCCCAGGUCUUUUGAGUUCAAACUUAUGUUCUCUGCGCGGUGGUGAAGAGAGGUUGGCUUUUUCGUGUGUGUGGGUUGUCGAUGAGAACGCUAAUGUUUUAUCAACCAAAUUCCAUAAAAGCGUUAUAAAGUCUUCAUCGGCUAUGACGUAUGAGGAAGCGCAGAUAGCAAUCGAUGACUCGACCAGAAAUGAUGAGAUCGCUUCGUCUCUACGGACAUUGAACUCUUUGGCUAAAAAGUUAAAGCAAAAGAGAUUGGACAAUGGCGCCCUCUUGCUGGCGUCGCCAGAAAUACGGUUUCAGGUGGAUUCCGAGACUCACGAUCCCAUAGAAGUUCAGGCAAAGAAGAUAAUGGACACAAACUCUAUGGUUGAGGAGUUCAUGUUGUUGGCGAACGUGAGUGUGGCUGAACGUGUGGCGACCGACUACCCGCGGUGUGCGCUACUCAGGAGACAUCCCUCGCCACAACCACACAGCUUCGACACGUUCCUCAAGGCUGCCAGGCAACAGGGCUUCGAGUUGGAUGUAUCAACUAACAAGUCGUUCUCAAAGUCUCUCAACGAAGCCGUAAUACCAGAUCGUCCGUUCUUCAACACUCUCCUCCGUAUAAUGGCGACUCGUUGUAUGCAGCAGGCAGUUUACUUCCCAAGCGGAUCCCGAACUCAAGAAGAAUUCUACCACUACGGACUGGCUUGUCCUAUUUACACACAUUUCACAUCGCCCAUACGCAGAUAUGCAGAUGUCAUAGUACAUCGUCUGUUAGCGGCCAGUAUAGGCGCGGACGUGAGUCACGCGUCGCUCCUCGACACUAAGGCUGCGGACGCACUGUGCGACAACCUCAACUACAGACACAGACAGGCGCAGUACGCGGGUCGCGCGUCUGUGGCGCUCAACACGCAUAUAUUGUUCAAAAAUCGUGAAGAAAUAGAAUCGGCGGUGGUGCUCGCUGUAAAACGGAACGCGCUACAAGUCCUUAUACCUAAAUACGGACUUGAAGGACCUAUAUACUUACCGUCUGAUAAGUUCAGAUACAAUGAAGAGGAACACGUCCAAAUCUGUGGUGACGUCAUCUUGCGUACGUUCGACGAACUAACUGUCCGUUUGACGUUAGACAGCAGUAACUUACAACAUAGGAAAUUAGUUUUCCAACUGGUAAAACCUAGUAUACCGGGAGUAAGUUACAUUGCUGAUGAGCAAGUGGAAAAGAUGGAAAUAGAGGAAAUAGACAAAAAGGAAAACGAAAAGAAAAGAAAGGAAAGUACAGGCGGCAAAAAUAAGAAAAAGAAAUCGAAGAAAUGA
This is a messenger RNA of Danaus chrysippus (African queen), 2922 nucleotides long. Lineage: Eukaryota; Metazoa; Arthropoda; Insecta; Lepidoptera; Nymphalidae. The record is from the annotation of a GenBank genome assembly.